Monosiga brevicollis MX1 is the source of this 2610-nucleotide messenger RNA. RefSeq lists its product as uncharacterized. Gene Ontology annotation, cellular component: non-motile cilium; sperm midpiece. The record is from RefSeq and is a predicted model, not a curated record. The transcript has 3 exons. NCBI's taxonomy places the organism in Eukaryota, Choanoflagellata, Craspedida, Salpingoecidae. Gene Ontology annotation, biological process: positive regulation of flagellated sperm motility. The annotation marks the transcript as partial.
AUGGCCGAUACGCUUCCUGCCCCGCGACCGCCUACCGGUAACCGCGAGGUACCGCCCAGGCCCUUGUCCGGGCGUGGGCGUGUGGCGCGCGCCUUUGAGGGCCUCGAGGGGAUGACUACCACGCUCAGUGGCAAGUCGCAGAGUGAAGCUCAUUCUGACAAGACCAUUGAUUUGGACAAAGUUCUCCAACUCCUUGAGGACGAAUAUUCUCGAGAUUUGCUGGAGCGCCAUCUCCAUGCUCUGGCCAAGGUGGCCAAGCGAAACGCUCGUGGCUAUCGCGCUAGUGAUGCUCCAGCCCUGGCUCGGCUGGUCGCGUGCCUGGCUCAGCGCAUUGCCAACGGAGCAGAUGCUCUGCUUGACCCUUUGAUCAAUUGCAUCGUGCCCCUUCAGCAUUCCUUCGUUGUGACGCCUGAAAUGUUGCACGUGCGCCAACAGGUCCAUGACCUGCAAACCGGCAUCUGCGAACUUCUCGACGAGCUCGGCAACCUCCUCUCCGUCCCUCAACCCCGCCUCUGUGUCUCUGCGAUUGAAACUAUGCACGCCAUUGUUCUCAACCUGGACCGUUCCAUCCUCGAGCAAGCCAGCGUUUUGGGCGACGCUUUGCAUAUGACCGCAUCCCUCCACGCCUCCCUCAACGGCUCGCUGCGCAAGGCUGCUCCUGUGCGCGACGGACCCUCGCAGGCCAAGGCCGAAUCGGAACCCGCCGCUCGCAUCCUGGGCAUGGUCGCUCGCGCCAUCCUCUCUUCCAACUUUGUGCAGGAUGCUGCGGCCGCUCUGACUCGUGCCUUUGCACUAUCCACCCCAGCACACCCAUCCCACUCAAAGAGUGAUCAGGACAGCACCCCUCAUGCCCUAAACCCAUCAUCCGCGCCCGCGGCUUUGAGCGAUGACAUGCAGCGACUCCUCCUCGACAUUCUGAAUCACGUCGGAGUUACAGAUCAUGGGGUCGGCAUUCUUCUCCAAGGCAGCUUUUUGCCCCUCCUUUCGAGAUGCCUGGCUCAGCAGACGCAAGAAUUUGCUAGCCCCGAAGGCGCUCUUGUGCUUGACCUCCUGCUCAAAAUGCUUGCGCAUCCGCAACGUGCCGAUUUUCUUGAGCAGUCAACUGAUGAACUUCAAACCGUGGCCGUCUGCCUCUACCAAGCUUUGCAGCGUGCUGCCUUUGAAGGCAAUUCACAAACCAGGCGUGCCAUUCGCAACGACAUUCUUCUCCUUGUCACCCUUGCCAGUGACAUUCCCGCUGCGCGCGCAGCUUUGCUGGAAGCAAAUGUCUUGGAAUUGGUGGUGGACCUGUUGCGAAGUGCGGAUUUGAAUUCGGCGCGACACCUCGACCUUCGUCGUCUGCGAUGGACCACAGCGCCGGAAGAUUUUGACUUUGCUAAAACCGCUUUUACGCUCCUCGCGCAAUACAGCCAAGAACCAGCAGCCUGCAAGGUUUUGGAGGAUGCAGGCCUUGUACCUGUUCUCAUGGCAUAUCUGCACAAGGAUGGUGAACAGCUUGCCCGUAGCUGGAGUGCACCACAGUUUGAGGAGCUGCAACUCGUUGUGCUCUCCUUGUUAGCUCAGAUUCUCCCCCGGGUGCCGCGCGGUUACACUGACGUCCGGGGUAAUGGUGUGCUGGUGAAUCUUCUCGCCUGGGCCAUGCAAGAUUCGCCAGGCUCGACGGGUCCUGAGGCCCGAUUGUUUGCCGGUGCGGGCAAUGCUUUUCACGCGACGGGUGACUUUGCCCAUGCGCGCAGCCAGCAGCCCGUUGAAGAUCUUGCCACCAACAACGGCCACCGCAGCCUCAUUAAAUACAUCCUCCGCUCCUUACUGGCUCUGGUCAAUGACCCAUCACCUGAUCUGCUCGCAACGCAACAUGAUCUUUUGGACCAGGGGCUCGCCACCUUGCUCAUCGACUUUUUGGAUGAGCCGCUACCCAAGCGAGCCGAUAGCAUCUUUUUUGAUUUGAAAAUGUAUGCUCUCAUGAUCUUGGGUGCGCUAUGCUUGCGCCUCUCGGAUGCCCGCGAUCAAAUUGGUGCCCGAGGCGUCGAGACUGUCCUGGCAUAUCUUCGCGACAGUCAGCACACUCCCAACGCCCUCAUCAUUGCCAGCCUGGAUGCGCUUUGGGCCGUGGUGGACGGUAGCGCUCUGAAUCUUCGCACUUUUCUGCAGCACGAGGGCGCAUUCUUGAUUUUGGACCUUCUCGAGACAGGCCCGGUCAAUCUACAUUCGCUCUUGAUGGGCUUUGUGGCGGAUUUAUGCGAUCAUGACGAUGCCUUGCGACACUUUUUGCAGUGGCAGGGCAGCGGAAACCCACGGGCCAGCAUUGCAUCGCUACUUUGUCGCUUAUGGCGCGAUUGCAACACUCGGAUAGGCUGCCCUCACCUGGAAGCUGGCAGUAUUUUGAACAUCGCGCUGGCCGGCACUGCCACUAGUGCCGAUCUGCCCACGCUCUAUCCCUUAUCCUGUGGCAGCGGGCCUUUGACGGUCGAAAGUGAUGAGGCUCGGCCUGGGACUCAACCUAGCCCUGCAAUUCUCGAGGUUUUGGAAAACGAGCGCUCGCGCAUCUUUGCCAUUGCCAGUGCCAUCACCUUUCAGCGUUGUCGCAGAAUGCUGGACUUGGAUGACCAG